This is a messenger RNA of Pocillopora verrucosa, 4512 nucleotides long. RefSeq names its product CTP synthase 1. The record is from RefSeq and is a predicted model, not a curated record. Gene Ontology annotation, cellular component: cytoplasm; cytoophidium. Gene Ontology annotation, biological process: pyrimidine nucleobase biosynthetic process; CTP biosynthetic process. Lineage: Eukaryota; Metazoa; Cnidaria; Anthozoa; Scleractinia; Pocilloporidae. Gene Ontology annotation, molecular function: identical protein binding; CTP synthase activity.
AGAGAGCAGGGCGCUGCUUACUCCCGGAGGGUUAAAAUAAUUUUAAGAAAAGUUUUCCCCUGUUUUCCAAUUUUUUGAGGAACCUAGAUACUGGGUUUAAAAGCUGCUAUACUUCUGCUCAAAGAUGAAGUAUAUUCUGGUUACCGGUGGCGUUAUUAGUGGGAUCGGAAAAGGUGUUAUCUCUAGCAGCAUCGGAGCUCUAUUAAAAGGAUGUGGACUGCACGUUACUUCAAUUAAAAUCGAUCCUUACCUGAACAUCGACGCUGGGACAUUCUCUCCUUACGAGCAUGGGGAAGUGUUUGUUUUGGAUGAUGGAGGUGAAGUAGAUUUAGACCUUGGGAACUAUGAAAGGUUCCUUGAUGUAACUCUUCACCGGAGCAACAACAUAACAACUGGUAAAAUUUAUCAGAGUGUGAUUGAUAAAGAGAGACGAGGGGAUUACCUGGGUAAAACUGUUCAAGUGGUCCCUCAUAUCACUGAUGCUAUUCAAGACUGGGUAACAAAGGUGUCCGCUGAACCUGUUGAGAAGGAUAUCAAGGCUGAUGUUUGUCUUAUUGAGCUUGGAGGGACAAUUGGUGACAUCGAGGGUAUGCCUUAUAUUGAAGCUUUCCGUCAGUUCCAGUUUAGAGUUGGAAGAGACAAUUUUUGUGUGGUCCAUGUCAGUUUGGUGCCUGAGCCUGAUUCUACAGGUGAGCAGAAGACAAAGCCUACACAAAACAGUGUGCGAGAACUGCGUGGUUUAGGCCUGAGUCCUGAUCUGAUUAUGUGUAGAUGCAAGAAUACAGUGACAAACUCUGUCAAGCAGAAGGUGUCUUUGUUCUGCCAUGUCCCUCCAGAGCAGGUGAUAGAUGUCCACGACUGCAAAUCCAUUUACAGGGUUCCCGUGUUGUUAUCGAACCAAGGAAUUGUUUCAUUUUUUUCCAAAAGGCUUCAAUUGGAAAUCAAGUCACGUAAACCAAGACAUUUUUUGGUGCAAUGGAGAGAAUUAGCAGAGAGAGACGAGCGACUCCUGGAUGAAGUUAAGAUUGCUCUUGUUGGAAAGUACACAAAGCUAGAAGAUGCAUAUAUUUCUGUUCUAAAAGCUCUGAAACAUGCAUCCCUCCAUUGUAACAGGCGUCUUCAAGUUGUGUGGGUAGAGUCUGAAAAUCUUGAGAAGGAGGUUCAAGAGAGAGAUCCAGUGAAAUACCAUGAAGCUUGGCAAAGGUUGUGUGGAUGCGACGGUAUAUUGGUACCAGGAGGAUUUGGAAAAAGAGGCACAGAGGGGAAAAUAGCAGCAGCUGAAUGGGCAAGAAAGAUGAAGAAACCUUACCUGGGUGUUUGCUAUGGACUGCAAUUAGCUGUCAUUGAAUUUGCCAGAAACAUUCUAGGAUUGAAAGAUGCAAACUCCACAGAAAAUGAACCAGAUACCAAAAAUCCAGUGGUUAUUGAAAUGCCUGAGCACAACCCAGGUCAGCUUGGAGGGACCAUGAGGCUUGGAAGACGACGGACAGUGUUUUCAAAGGUGCAUGAGAGUAUAACAAGAAAGCUUUACAAGAAUGCAGAGUUUGUAGAAGAGAGACAUAGGCACAGAUAUGAGGUCAAUCCAGAAUAUGUAAGUCAAUUUGAGGAAAAGGGAAUGAAAUUUGUUGGCCGAGAUGUGGAAGGUGAACGAAUGGAAAUCAUGGAGAUCAAAGACCAUCCCUAUUUUGUUGGAGUCCAGUAUCACCCAGAAUACAUAAGUCGACCAAUCAGACCAUCCCCUCCCUACUUGGGAUUGAUUUUGGCAGCCAUAGGAAAACUCACCCCAUAUAUUGCCAGAGGAUGCCGCUUGUCACCGAGAUGCAGCAUCAGUGAAGAUGAGGAUGAGGAUGAGGAAUUGGCAAACAUGGCAGCAGAAAAACUCCCAGAUUUCAAUGUUUAGGUGAAGAGAAGAAAAUUCCUUAAGUGUUACUCUUUUUAUCAUUGGAAACUGAUGUCUUUGUACUAAAGCUAUUAGGCUUUACAAUGGUGCAGAUUUAUGUCCUUAAUACAAUGUACAUGUGGUAGGAAAAAUAAGGAUAUCCCAUACUGAUAGCAUCAUCAGUAUCAUAAUGCGUAUUGUAUCUAAAGUUUAAGUUGAACAGUGUACAAUAUUUUAUAACAACAACUCUCUAAAGCUCUGUGUUGUGAUUUAAUUUUAUCCUUGGUUCCAUUUUUACUUGCUUGUUAAAAUACUCAAAUGAUAAAAAUUAUCGUAGCGUAAAAGGAGAGAAAACAAAGAAUGCUGUUAUUACACCAAGGAUGAAGGUUAACCACAUCACAAACAGUGUUGCUAUAUUUCCUCUGACUUUUGGGAUCAUGUAUCUACAUACACAAGGUCCUUCAUACUUACCAGUAUUUUUAAUUACAAUGUGUGUGAUAUUUAAUGAACUUUGUAUUGCCUCAGUGUUCAUUACAAAAGUUGUCUUGAAAAACUUAAAUCUGGUCUACUAACUUGUUUAUAGAAAUGGUUUGAUGCUACUCUGGUUUAAAGAUUUAAUGAAUGUUACCAAGAAGUUACAAUUCAUAGACCCAAUGUUUCAACACUCCUGUCUAGUGCCUUCAUCAGGGAUGAUCUAGAUGCUGCAACAAGAGGUCCUUUUAUACGCUCACUAAUUAGCUGCCCUUUUUUCUGAUGAGGUGUAAAUAGGUGUCAGGAAGUAAGCCACCAUCAUCAUGACAUGAAUUGUGAUGAUGGCACUAGACAGUAGUGUUGAAAUGUUGGGUCUAUAAAUUGUAACUUCUCAGUUACAUUCAUCAAAUCUUUAAACCAGAGUAGCAUAAAACCAUGUCUGAUUGUCCACCUGGUUGCUAUGUGAACUUUCAUAUAUAUAUUUUUUAUAAUUGAUAUAUCUUUCACCUUUAGACUAUCUGACUAUUAUCUCUCAAUUUCCUUUUCUGGUCACACAAGACUUAGAUAGGACAGGAUAAAUUUCCUUUUUCAAAAAGUUAGUUUUCUUGGUCUUGCUUGUGAUCAAAUGAAAAUGGAAAUGAAUUUGAACUAUUUUACAAAAAUGAUCUUGUACUUAGAUAAAAUAUUUUGCCAUCUCAGAUUAUCCUAUACCUUUUAAGAAUAGAGGCAAUGAUAAAAAAUUUAAACUGCAAAGAAUCUUUUAAAGUUUAGUUUAAAAAUAAAGUAACUCCAUUUAUUCUUGUGUAACAGUAAUGCCAAGAGGACCACAAGUUGUGAAAGGAAAUCUCUUGCAGUAGAAUAAGUUGCUGUUAAAACAAUGAAAAUGUCUUGUUUUUAGAUUUGAAAAAUUUCUUUAAAAUUUGGGAAAGAAAAACUGAAAACAAAUACAAGUAAUUUAAUGCUUCAAUUUCUUGAAAGGCACUACUUUGGCUUGUAUGAUGUUCUACAGUUGCCACUACUAUCAUCAGAUAAUAGCUCUUUUUUUUGUAAGAGUCCACAAGGGAUCAUGCAAAUAUAAAAGGGGACAGGAACACAUCACAGCAUUCAAAAAGGAGACACAGAAUUCCAGUUUGAAAACAGUCCACAUCUUUUUUUUUCCUUGCCCUAAGUACCUUAUUUCUAUUUAAGACAAGAUUCUUUUUGAUAAGUUGUUCCACUGGUGAUUUUUUUCUUUACUUUAUACAAGGGAAAAGUAGAGCUAAGGGUUUUCUUUAAAAAAAACAAAACAACAACAACAAGGUAACAGAUGGAGAAUAGUUGUAAGUAGCAGUAAUAAGAUGUAAAUCUCCACAUCUGAAUAAAUAACAUUUUGGGCCAUUGAGAUUCAGGGGAAGGAUUCUACCUAAGGCUGGCUUUUGUGUGUUGGCAAAAUCCCAGUCAGCUGGGAAUUCAUUACUGUUUUCUAACCAUCCCAGAGUUUCCCAACUAAUGGAAACUCAAAAUGAUAGACAUCUUCAGUUUGGAAAAAAUCCCAGAGACAUGCAGUUUUGAUUUCACCAUUUCCAGACCCUUCCAGAGUUCUCCAACUGAUAAAAACAUGAAAUUAUAGACAUUCUCAGUUGUCUGGGCUGGUUGGCAAGAUAUUGGGAAACUUUGGAAGGGUUUCUGUUUUCCUGGUGCACCCAACUUUUCUUCGGAGCUCAAUAGUCAUUGAAGAUCAAGAUCAAUAGUUUGCUCUUCUACUUGCUUAGCUCCAGCACACCUGAGUCACAUAGACUGGAAUAUGUAAUCCAUCCAAACAAACACCUGGUGCUUUCCAGAUAUAUUUGACAAAAUCUGAAAUGGCUGGGAAACAGUGAAAUCUCUAAUCAUCUUGGAUUUUCUUAUUUCCAAUGUCUUAUAGACACCUUAGUCGAGCUGUUGCUAAAGUUAUACUCUACUAGAUCACAAUUUGGUUAUGGAACAAUAUGAAUGUUUUCCCUUGUGGCCUCAACAGCCUUUGGCUUUUUUUUUAAAAUUUUUUUAAUAUCAAUAUUUAAUUGAAAUCAAUUACUUAAAUAAGCACUUGUAAAUUUGCUCAGGGUUAAUUUGUAUUUAUUUAAUUUAACAAUAGCAGUUAUUUGUACACUGUAGUGUAUAUGUAUAAAGGCUACAUUACAUUG